GUUGCAGACAAGUGGGUUGGAGUCAGUAAAUUAUACAUUGAGGUCGUUUCUAUUUCACGUUUGUCACAAAAAACACACAGUGAAGCACUUAAACGUCACAACACUAGUAACACGUGAAAAGUUACACUUUUUCCAACCUCUUGUCUUGGUUGAGUUGUCCGUUCGCAGCAGCUCUGCUGCAGCAGUUGCUGGUUGCUGCAGUAGCGUCAGGCCUGACGUCACGUAGAAUGUUCAAGAAUAAUUAUCAGGGUGGAGCUGUGGUUGAGAUCUUCAGUGGACAAGGAAAAGACCCUGUAGCAAAAUGGAAACUUUGCGGAGGACCGUCAGCCAUACAUAAAGAGUAUAAUAAAGAAGUCAAAGGAUUUGUUUACUGUCUGGAGGGUAGCAGCCAUACAGUCAAGAUGCAAAUGCCAGAGAACGGAAAAAUGUCUCUUGGGCUUCUCCAAAGAUUCUUGGUCCUUCAAGUUAAUAUUCCUCAGUUCAAAGAUUUUUCCAUUGAGCUUGUGAUAACUGAUUUAGGGCACCUGAAAAGAAGACUCUACUUAUCAACAGUGCAUAAAGAGUUGUCUGCCACACUUUGGCAUGCAAAAAUACCUCUCAUAGGAUUGAAACGCAAUAUUUGGUCUACUCUGUGCAUCGACCUCGUGUCCUUCACCGGUGAACUGUUCAAGGAUGCAAGAUUUUUGACACUGGAUGGCAUCACUUUGUUCGCCACCUGUAAAGUCCGGAGAAUCUUCACCAUGAAAACAGAGCCCACAGGAGUGUCAGAUGAUGAUAUGUUUCUCAAUGGAGCUGCUCUCAUGGACUUGAUCCCUCGCAGUUGUCAGUUCCCAGCAGAUGUAAACCACGUGACUCAGGUGUUGAACAUGGAGAAUUUGCAGAAGGCAGAUAUGAGGAGUGGACAUGUGAACUCUGACUGUGUUCCUGAUCAGUCUACAACUGCCAGAUCAGCCAGUUAUCAAAAAACCAAGCCCCAGGGUUGCCUACACACAGCCUCAGGCUCCAGAGGUUCAGGGCCAACUCCUCAAACUGGAAGAAAAAGCAGUGCAGCCUCAGACGGAAUGGAUAGAAGUGCAGUCUGUAUCCACAAUAAGGGAUCCCUGUCAAGUAAAAUAGACCAAAACAUUACAGCAGAAAGUCAGAGCAUUGGAAACCUGACUGAGAAAUUAUCAAAUGGAGAAAGCUCUCCAUUUGAGGGAACACCUGGCAGUUUACAGUCUCAUCCCCCAAAAGAGAGAGUGUUUGGCAAGCAGGGAUCUAAGAAGCUACGGUUCUACAGUGCUGGAAGAGAGAGGCUAGCAUCACCAGCCCCUUCAGAUGCUGCGUCUGGUGGCCACAGUAAGAGAAGUAAGACCAGAGAGAAGCUUACACCAGGUAGACAAGAGAGCAGGCAACAACCUCUGACCCUAACAGGAAAGACAGAACACCUAACAGCAGAGACUCUCUCCUGUUCGAUUUGGGCAGGUUUGUCUUCUGACCUGCAGGUCUGGAGCAGCUGGGAGAGUAAUGAAGGCUCCGAGCCCCAGUUCACUCUGCCAGAGGAGGUGUUCACUUUCUCAUCGCAGCCUCACUCACCCAAACGAGGGCAAGGCCAGGGUGACCAGGAGAAGAUGGAGAUGGGAGAUGAUCAGUUUCAGAGCAAAAGUGGGAGGCGCUAUGAGGCCCAGCCUGAGGAUGACUUUAUCGGCAGUGAAAGUGAUGAGGAUAAGAGCUACACCACAUUCCAGCAUCAAAGACCGAGUGUCGAUUCCAAUCCUGCUACUCCCACAUCUCCUGAUCUAACUUUGGAUAUGCAACUUGAAGUCCAACCUGAAUAUCAUAACAUGGACCAAACAUCACCAAAAGCACUUAGUCCAGGUACCACCGACAUGAAUAAUCAGCCCCCAUCCAGCAGGAGAGCUGGACCUACUGGGAUGGUCCCCACACGCUGCCUCUCACCCAGUGGUAGCAGACAGGACCACAAGUGUAGCCCAUGUGGACCAGGGGUAGUGAGCCAGGUUCUGGAUGGGAGCAGUGUAUCACUGUCCAGGAGACUCCUGCAGGAAGUCAAAUUAGAUGACUCCAGACAGUGCAAGGAAAAAGAAGACAAGCAUGUUGAUUCCAGUGCUUGCGACUUACAUCUGGUCAGCAGUCUACAAAUGCAUGGGGAUGAUGAUGAUGAGGAGCUCCGAAUGCUGGCAAGUCUAAAAAGGGAGCAGGAGGAGGAUGAGUGUAGAGCCUCAGGCUUCAGUGCAUCAAAGAUCCACCAGUGUAACGUCAGCAUCAGCAUGAGCAGUGACGAUGCCUCUACCUGGACCCACAUCUCCAUGCCAUCUAAUCAGGGUCACCACUAUCAGAAGGAAAUGAACCCCCUCCUGUGCUCAAACCCCAGGGAGUGGAUGGAUGUGCUCAGCCCUCCCAUUAUGCCUCCCAGCCGGCGGAGAAGGUCAGACAACCCAGGGAACCAUUGUGAAGGUCUAAUCGGAGGAGGAGAUGAGUCGGCGAAUGAAGAGGAGAAUGAGUAUUUAAAUCUGCUCUAUGAUCCGUGCCUGAACUGCUAUUUCGAUCCAAAGACAGGGAAGUACUAUGAACUAGCUUGACUCAAAUCUAAAUUCAUAAAUCAGAAGACAGUGGAUGAGUGGCUGCAGGUUUGUUUUUUUUAGGCCUAACUUAUUGAUCAGGAACAAAUACCCCAUUAACAAGAACCUUCUCAGGUUGCUACUUUUGUUCUUGAGAAACUAACAUGAUGCUUUGUGUCACCAUAAGUAGUGUCAUAAGGGCGUAGAACUCAAUGAAUCAGAUGCAAGCUCUUUUUGCAAGAAGUUGAGUUGUUGCCCAUUUACUGGCAGUUGCACAUCUGACAGUAAAAAAGUCUUUUCACAGGAUUCUUGGCUAGCAAAUGAAUAUGUAAGACAUCAAAAUAACAUCCUAGAGCUUCUUUUUAUCAAGAUUAUUUCUGACAUUUAAAUUCUACUCUGAUUUACUAUUUGAAUGUCAUUUUUGUUCUUAUCAUUCAUCAUUGUUUGUAUAAAAAAGUAAUUGAAAAUACAUUGAUGUGUGUAUAUUGUCAGAAUUAAGUGUCUCAUUGUGUCUCCUUGUUGUUACUUGGAUUUUAAUUAAGGUUGGGCAGAGUUGUGCUCUCCCAUAUUUUUAAUAGCAAAAACAAUAAAAAGAAGAUGAUUGAUGUAGAUACACUUGAGAUGUUGAACAUUCCAAAGUUAAAUUGUCUCUUGUAAUAAUUGCAUUCACAAAUGAACCUGUAGCUAUGUUAUUUUUUUUUUAACAGCCUGUGAAUGUAACCAGCAGUAACAACAGACGGGAUGAGCAUGGGGGCUGGCAGGUCUUUUCAUCAAUCUUGCCAAAACAUUGCACCUGAAGAGAGGUUGAUAGGAGAUUGAUUCAUCAUUUUCAGCCUGAGAUGAAUUGUUGCUUUCACAAUGGAAGCAAAAACAAAAACAGGAGGAUAAAAAAAAUACCAUAAAUUCAUCACUUUGUGAUUGCCAGUAGUUUUAAUCAGUGGCUGACCAAUAACCGGUCUAGACAGCAUAACUGGCUUGGGUCAGAGGCAAUCUUUUGGUCAAAAUUGAGUUUUAGAAUUUGUGGACAAGCCAUGACUUGUCAAAACAAGACCUUCGACUUCGAAAUCAUUUGGACACAAAAUAUUUGAAAAGAACUGGCCCUAGAAAUUGUGCCACAGUAAUAACUAUGUACGUUUCACAGUUUUAUACUUUAAACAUGAUACAUGGCUGAAGGAAUCAUCAUGGUUUCCCUUUCUGAUAGACAGCCAAACUUCAACUUAUACGUCGCGUUUGAUAGAAACAUUGGCAGGUCAUGUGAUACAGUGCUGCUACAUGUUUAGUGGAAGUGGGCGUGGAAACGCUGCAAGUCGCAUUGUCGCAACAGGUGAGAGCAACUAGGAAGUAAACAACCGUGGCGUUCAGCCCAGCGGCAGACAGAAAGCAUUUCUAUGAAAUAUUUUACAUUUCUCCACAUCAAACUGGUAAAACUUGAUCUUGUAGAAUGCACUGACUGAGCCUCAUGUCUAUGGAGGGAGAUAAUAGAUUGACUCGACUUUUAAGUUCUCAAGGAUGUCAGCACAACAGGUUGGGAUGAGGCUCCACCCUGGGAUUAUUGCAUCAGUGAUUUUCGUGUCUGUGGCGGCAAUAGCUGCUGCCGUAUUGAUCAUCCGAAAAUACUGCUUCCCCGUCAACGAUGUGACAUACAGAUAUUCAUUGCUGAGGCGACUGGAGGAUCAGGGUUCAACCGUGACAGAGGAGGAUGGCGACAGGGGGCCCGGCACAGCGGGAGAGGAGUCAGACGAGGAUCUUCUGGAAUAAAUCUGUUGCCGCACUGCUGCCGGACUGACUGGAGAGGAGUUUAUUGUGGAUGAAAUGUGAGGUUUUGUUUCUGGAUUUGUAUUUAUGAAAGUUUGAAUUCUUAGCAGUCUUACCUCUUUAUGCGUAAUGUGAAAUACUGUCAAUGACACUGAUGGGUCAACCUUGAGCCUUUCAUACUGUAAUACCUGAUGUACAAUGCUUUUAAAGCUGCAUUAACAUUGAAUCAGAAGACUACAGGUAAUGUAAAAAGCCUGUGACUAUCAGAUUUUUCCUGUUUUUCACUUGUAUAUGUAAUGCUCUGUCAGUCACUAUGAGAUAAAAAAAAAAAAAUCUGAUUAACUUUGCUAUGAUGAAAAGGUCAUAAAACCAGUAAAAAGAGAGCAAAUAAAAAUGCAAUUUGCCGGCAGCACAUUAAUACACAUGAAAUGAAAGAAUAAAUAAACCUGUGGCAACAAUUAAAGUAGUUUCCAGAAGAAUUUAACAGCAACAAGAUAAUAAUUUGCUUAUAUAUGGUUAAAUAUUUGUUACUAAAUAUACUAUUAUUAUACUAUACUUUUUUAAUUAUACUUUUAUACUAAAGCAUAUUUUUGUAAAAAUGACAAUUUAAUACAUUUAAUUUAUUUCCACUUAUUACAUUUUGCACUUAACAUUUUUUUUCAGUGUGAUCACAGAACAGGCCUGAGUACACAACAUUAUCCAGCAGUUAUGAAAUAAGUGGCUGCUACAAAGCAUCACAUGGUGAUUUGACAUUUCAGAUGUUUCAAACGCCCUAAUUGACUUGCAGCUAAAAAUAGUCCGACUGAAACGGCAGCUAUCUACCAGUUGGCCGCUUCCCUUUGAAACAUAUUUUCCUUUUCAUGCUAACAUUAACCCACUUAAAGUAAAUUUGCUGUAGAGUUCAGAGGACCACAUACUCUUUAAUGGACUUCUAGGCUAAGUGAUGUUGCAGCAGCCCAGAGAUGGUUUUUUUGACAGCUACAUUUACCACCAAGGAAAAAAAAAAGUGAACAUCAGUGUCACAGGAUGCUAGUGUCAGCUCAUGAAUCAUUAAUCAGAAAUCAUUUUGCUUUGCUUUCCCUUUUCAGUUUUGAAAGUAUGAUCACAAAUGUAAGCAAUGGAAUCAGUCUAUUGUCAUCAGUCCUUUCUUGAUAGCAGUUUAAAGUUCAUGUUUUAUUACUAACAUCCAACGAUGGGGUUUGCUGUGCAGUUACUGAUGACAGAGUGAAUGAUGUUAAUGAUGCACACUGUGUAUCAUUUUACAUACUGGUGCAUUUGAAUAUUUAUGUUAUUAAAUAUAUUCAUCCUGCAAACUGGCUGAUGUGUUUGCCACCUUCUGGGAUUAUCCUCGUUUAGUCCAACUCAUGACUUUAAUGAUUUAUUUUCUGUCUCUUAUCUAAAGAGUAUCCCCGCUUUGUUAGAAAGGAAAUAUUUAUUGUUAGUACUGCUUUUUUUUGUUUGUUUGUUUGUUUUGUUAUUAUAAAAAAGGUGCAAAAUGUUAUGUUUGGUUCCCUCAGUGUUAUUCAGUCCUUUGACUCUCUGAGUGCACAAUGUUCCUUCUGAUCAGUAAUCAGUAGUGCACAAAGACCCUCUGCUGGUCCUCAUCAGUAUUACGCCAUGUUAAGAAUUUACAGUCCUAAUUGGUUAAUAUUCUGUAAACAUCUGCUUUCAUAAAGUAAAGUUCUUGUCAUGUAA
Thunnus maccoyii (southern bluefin tuna) is the source of this 6008-nucleotide messenger RNA. It is a transcript of the gene cfap20dc, whose product is annotated as CFAP20 domain containing. The record is from RefSeq and is a predicted model, not a curated record. Lineage: Eukaryota; Metazoa; Chordata; Actinopteri; Scombriformes; Scombridae. Bases 228 to 2579 code for a protein of 783 amino acids. The transcript has 21 exons.